Molecule: messenger RNA, 7198 nt
Organism: Diospyros lotus (date-plum)
Lineage: Eukaryota; Viridiplantae; Streptophyta; Magnoliopsida; Ericales; Ebenaceae
Product: calmodulin binding protein PICBP-like
Exons: 3
Coding region: 308-5674 (1788 amino acids)
Molecular function (GO): calmodulin binding
Source: RefSeq, a predicted model, not a curated record
AACACGCCAAUUUGUACCAGCCGAAGCAUCGGCAUCUUCACCUCGAGCUCGAACACUACAAAAGUCCGAUCCUUUUCGUCGACCGUCAGUCAAUCUUCGGAAUCUCUCACCGGAACGCUCCAAGUCGUUGAAUAACUUUCCCACCAAAUCAUGCCUCCCAAACAGCUGCUCUCCAACUCACCAUCUCUGGAAAAUUCAGUCUCAUAGCAUCUCCCAUUCACACCUCUCUUGUCUCUCUCUCUCUCUCCUGUCAAUCUGCAAAACUGAUUCCAAAUCACCGGCGCUUCGUCCGUGGCCAGCCCUUUCAAUGGCCUUUAAAUCGACGUCUUCAUCGAAUCGGGACGGCAGAGGCGGAACGGAGCCGAAGAAGAAAGCGAAGAAGACGAUGACGACGUCAGUGAAGCUCUCCAAGACGCCGAGCUUGAAGCAAUCUGCCAGGCGUUCGAAGGCUCGACUCGAUCGCGUUCUGGAUGUGUCGUUCAGCGAUGAGGGUGAUGAUGCCUGCUCAGAACCGCGUCGGAUGGAAGUUUCCGGAACGUCUCCGAAUUUUAUGAAGGACGCGAGCUGUUCUGAUUCGAAGAAGGAGAGUUCUGAGGCAAGUUCUCGUUAUUCUGAAUCCAGCUUUGAUAUGAACAAUUCGAUCAAAAAGGAAUCGGAUUCUUGCAAAUCAGAUAGUGUAUUUUUUGGUUAUGUAAGACCUGUCGGCAACUCUGUAAGAGUGCUUAGUUUGAAAUCCAGUAGGCCGCCGUUAGAAAAGAAAAUAUCCAGAAUCGCUCCAUUUCCAAACUUCGCUGAAUAUUUUGCGCCUCAGCAGGAACGUAACGAAUUCGACAGGGAUUCUGUCAGUUCGUCCGCUUCUGGAUCCGCGACGUCCAGUAUAUCAUCUUCUUCGACUGGAGACAGUGUGAAAAUGAGAGAAACUGAAUUCAGAAAGGUGCUGAAGAAGUCCAGAUCAAGAAGAUUUGGGACUUUCGGGAGGCCUAAAUCCAGAUUGAAUCAGCCUGUUAGUAGUUUUUUAAGCAAUUUGCCAAGGCCUUUGAUCAGUGUAGCUGCUGCAUCACCAAAUUAUUUGAAGGCAACCAGCUGCUCCGAGGGGAAGAAGAUGCGUUCACAGGAAAAUCUCAACGAUUCUGAAUCUAGUGUCGGGAGCACUGAUGGAACUAGGAGGUAUUCUCUUAACUCACAAUCAAAUUCUGGACCCUCUAGUUUGAAGUCUAUGCAAACUUUUAGAAGGACAUCUAGUUUGAGGACCUUAAGAAUCGCGAUAAACAAGUCUAGUUCCAAAUCCAAGAGGUCCUUUCUGAAGAAAUCCUCCCAAGUUGCUCAAGACCAGAGUGUAAAUAGAGCAACAUGCUCAUCUGCUCUGAAGGAUGCGAAGUUUCCCCACCGCGUUGGGCUUCAUCCAGGAGAAAUGGAAUCUGAAACAAUUUCAGGCAUGAAGAUUUGCAAGUACAACUACUGUUCCCUCCAUGGUCAUCACCAUUCUUCUCCAACCCCACUGAAACGCUUAUUAUCAAGGAGGCGGCGUCUACAACAGACACGGAAGAGCAUGAAACUGAGAAGUCACCCAGCAGGAUGUCCUGAUCAUAUGAUUGGAGAAAUUGAAACAAGACCAAUGGAUGCCAAUGCUGACCCUGAACUUCAAGAUAUAGAAAGUGCUAGUACAGUUACUUUUCCUGCAGGGAAAGAGGAAGCUUCUGAUUCAUCCGCAGAGAUCUAUAGCAAAGCAAGAGUGGGAGUUUUUGGCGGAGAAAGUGCAGGAAAUGAGGAUGCCAAUAUUGCAGAGGUCCUUUCUGGUGAGACAUCAUACCCUCAGAAAGGGGUUCUAGAGAAUCUCAACCAAGAGAGAAGUGUGACUGUUUCUGAGCAAGAUAUUCAUGGUACAUUUUCUGAAUGCUGUCCCAUUGAAUCCAGUUCAUCACCUCAUUCCUUGAAUCCAGAUAAUAGUGCCACAGCUUGUUAUGAUGAAGAUCCAAGUUUGAACUUGGGUUUCCAUGAAUUGGAGAAUGCUAAUUCCACUGGUAUAUCUGGUGAGUCAUCAAUUACUGUGAGUAGAGCAAUGCCAGAUGAUGUGGGGGAAGCAACUGAAGAUAACAGUGUGAUUUCUUCCACUUCUGUUUCUCAGUCACUGGAGGAAACCUGUGCAGUAAUAAAUGAUAACGUUGAAGCUUUAGCAACAGAUAAUGAACCCUUUGGACGAUUUUCUCCAGUCAGAAAUUCUUUACCCAAUUCCCUGGCUCCUGAAGUAUACAAAUUCCAGCUUCAGAAAAAGAAACAUAUCAGCAUGUGGCACCUGAUACAUCAGCAUAUGGUGUCAGGACUUGAUGCAGGAGUUGGAAAACAGUUACGUGAGGGAACAGGUGAGGAAAAUGUGGAUGGCACCAACAAAUUGCCCGCAGAACAAGCUUCUAGUUUUUCACCAUGUUUCUCUGAUACACAUCAGAAUAUGAGCACUGAGAAUCAUGAUACAGACAAUCAGGAAAUUGAACUCCAGAAGACGCGUGCCAUCAAAAUGGUGCGAGAAGCAAUUGAGAAGAUUCUUCUUCCAGAAGUUCAAGACCAGUCAUCUGAUGACCAGGCAACCACUAGUGACAUUACGUCAGACCAAGAGCUUUUAGAGAAGAAUCACAAUGAAGGUGGCAAGCAAAGCAUCUCAAAUAAGAUCUCAGGUCCACAACAAGAUGAAAUGACAGCAAAGGAGGGAGACAAUGCCGACAAGAGAGCACCCAAGAGGUGGAGUAAUCUAAAGAAAUUGAUCAUUCUUAAGAGAUUCAUCAAAGAACUGGGGAAAGUGAGAAAUUUCAACCUUCAGAAGCCGCAACACCUACCUUUAGAGCAUGACCAAGAAGCAGAAAAGGUGUCUCUGAGGCAUCAAGCCAUUGACAAGAAGAAAAGUGCUGAGGAGUGGAUGCUUGAUUUUGCACUUCAACAGGUAGUCAGUGAACUAGCUCCAACUCAGAAAAGAAAGGUAGCAUUGCUUAUAAAGGCCUUUGAAACAGUGGUUCCACCAUCCGAUGAGCAACAGAUUCAGGUAACAUUUCCAAAGAUCAAAGUUAUUAAACAUGAAUGCUGUCGCAUCGGAAGUGGAACGGGUGACCGUGUAUCUGACGCUAGUUACAGAGACACAAAAGUUGAAUGCAUUGGUAAAUCCAACACUGAUCAUUGGGAGAAAAAUUCCUUCAUCAAUAAUAAGCAAUCUGAUAUGUCAGUGGAUGAAAAAGCUGAAGAAGAAAUACAAGAGGAUGGGUCAAAUAGGUCUGCAUUUGGACAAACUAUGGGAGUCAAUGAUUUAAGUGGGGUAACUGGUAAGCCAUCGUACACAAGCCAAAUUGAUGACAGCAAGGAAGAAUGUAUAGCCAUUGACAAUAUUGAUUCCUCAGCUUCAAGCACUGGCCCAUUUGAGAAACUUACUGUGUCUAGAGUUCAGUGUGGAGAUUCUGAUUCAGAGGUUUGCAAAGAAAAUGAUACUGAACCUAAUAAUGAAAAAUUGGAGGUUGAUAACCUAACUAGUGUGACAGCUGGAGCGUCCAGUACAACAAAAUGUCCAACUUCAGAUGAUCUGGUUGAACCAGCAGCAAAUAACACUCUGAUAUUAGAAGAACUCAAUGGGGACAGUAAGAACAAUGAUGGAGAGCCCGAACUAGGCUGUGAAUCAGUUGAAAGAUUGCCCCCAGAUGCAGAUGAUGCAGAUUCUGAACAUGAUAUAAAAGGUCAUGAAGCAUACGAAACCAACUUCCAUAAGGAGAACCAUAUCAGCAUGUGGCACCUCAUCCAUCAGCAUCUGAUAGCAGGCCUUGAUUCAGAAAAUGAAGGGUGCAUGGGCAAUGCCAAGACAUUGUCUGCAACAGAUGGUUCUACUUUAGACUGCCAUACUCAAUUUCCAGAUGAAGAGACAGAGUAUCAUGACAUGGGCAGUCAAGAGGUUGAAAUCCACAAGACUUUUGCCAUCAAGAUGGUGAGAGAAGCAAUUGAAAAAAUUCUUCUCCCAGAAGUUCAAGAUCAGUUGUCUGAUGAUCAAUCAACUAUAAGUGAAAUCAUGGCGGACCAAGGGCUGAUGGAAAAGAGCAGUAGUGAAAGUGGGGAACCAAGCAUCUCAAGUUCCAUAGACUCUGCUAGAGAUAGUUCCGUGGAAUUCAGCAGCAGUGAGGUGAGAUGUGAUAUGUCAUUAAAUCAAGAAGUAACAAGGCUCCCUACUGCUACUGUCUCAGAGUCAGAAGAUGAUAAAGCAUCACCAAAAGUACAAAACAAGUCUGAGAAGCAAACACCCAAGGGCUGGAGUUAUCUGAAAAAGGCAAUCCUCCUUAAUAGAUUCAUCAAGGAACUGGAAAAGGUCAAGAAGUUGAACCCAAUAGAGCCAAGCCAUCUGCCAUCAGAACCUGGUCCACAAGUAGAAAAGGUUUGCUUGAAGCGUCAAAUAUUAGAGACGAAAAGCACAGAGGGGUGGAUGCUUGAUUAUGCACUUCAGAAGGCAGUCAGUGAACUAGCUCCAAAGCAGAAAAGGAAAGUGGCAUUGCUUGUCAAAGCAUUUGAAACAGUGCUUCCCCCAUUUGAAGAACCAAAUAUUCAGGUGGCUGUGAAUGAAGAAGCUCAGGGAGAAGUGCCAAAAGAUGCAGCUGAGUUGAAACAAGGUUCUGAACUGACUGUUAUAAAUGAAAAAAUGGAUGGUUUAACCGGAGGCACGACCCCUGAUGGAACUAGGGAAUCAACUAGAAGUUAUAAAAUUGCUUCACCACCUCCUAAUGGUGAACCGAUGGGGCAACUAAAAGGUGCCAAGGGAAAGAAGAAUGGAGAUUCUGAAACUGAUGUCACAUCUAAAAUAGCACAGAAGACCCAGAUGGGCAGAGAGAAAUAUAUCAGUAUGUGGCAUCUGUUAUGUCAGGAGGUGGUAUCAGGAAUUGUUACAAAAGUUGAAACCCAGUUUCUUGAUGGAGACAAUGAUGAUGAACUAGUCAAUGGAGCCAACACAGCCCCCCAUGAUUACUCCGGAGCAGAUCAUGCUAAGGGCAAGGAAGAUUACACAUCAAGCAGUCAAAAAGUUGUAUUCAGCCAGAAGGAUGCUGCAAAGCUUGUGAAAGAAGCAAUUGAGGAAAUCCUGCCUCCAGAAGAUCAAGAUGACUCUUCUGAUGCUCAAUCAAUUGCUAGUGACAUAAGUCUGGAGCAGGAGGUUAUGGAGAAGAGCCAUUGUCAAGAUGGAGAACCAACCAUGUUCAAUUCCAUUGAUUCUCCAAAUGAUAGCUCCAGAGAAUACGACAACGAGAAAGUAGGUGUUCAUAACACAGUCAAUCCAAAAGAAAAUGGGUCUGCAGCUUGUGAGAAUCCUACCCCCAAUGAACAGAGAGCAGUAUCAGUGGUGGGAAACAAAUCAGACCUGCAAAGGCCAAAGAACUGGAACAAAUUGAAAAAAAUAGUACUCCUGAAAAGAUCCAUUAAGGCACUUGAAAAAGCAAGGAAAUACAAUCUACAGCUUCCACAGAGUCAGCCUAUGGAAUCUGGCCUUCAAGAACAAAGAGUUGAUCCAAGGCAUCAAUUGAAGGAUGAGAGGGAAAAGGCCCGGGAAUGGAUGCUUGAUUAUGCAGUUCAACAUAUUGUCACUAAACUAACUCCAUCUCGCAAAAGAAGAGUGUCGAUGCUAGUGGAAGCUUUUGAAGCAGUUGUUCCACUGCCUGAAAUUUAAGCUUGCAAGGAAUGCAGCAGCUUUCUCUUUGGCAAGGCCUACUUGAUUGUGUCACUGAUAUUGGUUCCUGAGGUAAAAUCAUUCACAAUUUCUCUGACCUAAUUUAUUUAAAGUAUGUUUGGAGCUAGGAUUUGUGGAAGGAAAGGAAAAGCAAGGGAAAAUAAAUAUGCAUUUGUGUCGUGGAGAACUGAGGCUCUUGCUGACUUAAACUAGAAGGGUUUUAUCUCAUUAUCUAAUCACACACUGUAAAUCAGUACGUCUGAAGUGCUUAAAAUAUGGGCCAAUGUGAAGUCAGCAUGCAAGCAAUCUCCAAGAGACAAACUGCAUCUUAGCAGAGCCAUGAAACAUACCAGUUUUUGUUUAGGAUGUUGCCUGAUAGCAAAUCAGUUUGUAGUACAGUUGGAAAAGCUUUAAAAGGUCCACAGUGUGAUAGUAUCUUUCCAAUAAUAUUCAUUAUUUGUGGAACUUUGGUUUGAGGGGGAAAACAUGUAGAGAUGUUUUGUACAUUCCUAUGUAUAAAAGUUUUGUUGUAUAAAGGUUCUUCAGGACAAUAUUAUACAUCAUAAGUGGCAGUUAAAUGCUUGUCUGUUUCUAGGCACUUACAAGGUUCUCUCGUUUGCUGUUUCAAGUGUGUUGUGGUGUGCUUGCUCCAGCUUGGUAUGAAUAGUGUCUGUGGUCACCUCUGUUUUGGUACCGUGAUGGUAUUCAGGGCUUGGUUUCGAAGUUUUAGAUGUUUUGUUGGGAUGUCUUGCUAAUUGGGAAUCAAAUAGAGAGGAGGAUUUGUUGUUGGCGGUAAGGGUUGCCUAUCUGCUUGGGGGUACUGUUGUUUUUUGUCGUUGCUGCAGCUCUUUGUACGGCAGAAUGUUGCUGCAGCUCUUAGCCGUAACACCCUUUUUGUUCUAGCUCUACGAUAAUAUUCUGGUUUUAUGUUACUCAGUGGUGCUCUCUUUCAGAUUGGAUUUGGCUUUUGCUCCUUAUUGUUGACUCUUUGUUACGGCUGUCUCCUAUUUGAUUUUGUCUAUAGUUUCCAUCUGCCUUGGCUGGGGUUUUUGAGGUUGUUCUUAGAUGUCCUCAAUUCGUCGUUUUUUUUUUUUUUUUUUGGCUACGUUAGAAGUUCCUAUUGCUGGAGACAAACUAUGUUGAAUGUUUGAUGCUCUGGUAUAUUAUGGCAGGUUUGUGUAGCUUUUAUUAACUGGUCUGACGCUUGAAGGGCUUGAUGGAUAAACACUAAUUUUAUCAUUUGAGGUUGUUUUGGGAAUGUUUCGACAAACAGUUUCAGGGGUUGAUAGGGCUAUAAAUUCAAGUGUCCCAACCUAUUACAAGUUAAUAUUUUCAUGGGUGUGGCUUCUGGAUUUUUGAACAGUCAUGGUAUCUGGUUAUAAAGGCUCCAAUUUUGGUCGAAUGGUGAUAGCUUUGAUAGAUGAUUUUGUGCUGAUGUCUACACAGUGGUGCAAGCUGGUUUUAAUUGGUUUAUACUUGUUGGGCAUUUUCAAAAUAUAAAGUGUGAGAUUUUUUAAAAUCUUC